Molecule: messenger RNA, 405 nt
Organism: Pichia kudriavzevii
Lineage: Eukaryota; Fungi; Ascomycota; Pichiomycetes; Pichiales; Pichiaceae
Exons: 1
Coding region: 1-405 (134 amino acids)
Source: RefSeq, a predicted model, not a curated record
AUGCAUUGGAAAAACGAGGCAUCAUUAACAAGGGACCAACUUGCCAAUGAGCGGUCCAUCUUGGCCUCGUUCCGAUGUACAUGCACCUCUCUUCUCUCGGGGGCAUCCAUCAUGAUGGCAAUGCUUAACGUUCUUGUUGGCUCGGCAACAAAUUCUGCCCGCUAUAGAACAUUUCUUCAUCAGUAUGUUAGUUUUCUAAAACCAACGGUGGUAUAUCUCAUGUCGGUUGGACUCUUUGUCUCAAUCAAUGGCUUUCUCCGUGGUGUUCGCAAUAUCUUCUCUAUUCCAAAGAGCAGCAUUCACCCUUCGGUUCUUGGAAUGGGUCUUCUCUUUGUCGGUGUUUUUGUCGUCGAUGUCAUUCUUCUCAAGGAAUGUAUUGUUCUAGGAAUAAAGAGCGUUUUGUAA